AUGGCGCAGGAGUCUGAGAUCAUCGAGCCGGAUUCAUCGGCCAGUGAUUCGGCAUACUCCGACACAUAUCAUUCCUACCAUGAGGGGGAAUACGUUCUUCCAAAUGAUGAGCAGGAGCAAGAUCGACUUGAUCUGGUCGGUACCCACUGCAUAUGUGACUCGAAUCUACCAUUACAUAUAUUGACGAUCGAGCAGAGCCAUCAUAUAUAUCUAAUGUUACUGAAAGGCGAAUUGUACAGUGCUCCGAUCCGAAACCCCAAAAGGGUGCUUGAUCUUGGCACAGGCACGGGGAUAUGGGCAAUUGACUUUGCGGAGGUACCACUAAACUGUCGCUUUCAAAUUGAUGACUUCGAAGAACCAUGGUCUUACAGCCACCCAUUUGACUACAUCCAUGGACGCGAACUCGAGGGAGCCAUCCGCAAUCAUGACAAGCUAUUCAAACAGGCAUUCGAUAAUUUGACUCCAAAUGGGUGGUUUGAAAUGGCCUCAAUGGAAGUGAAUACACACUCAGAUGACGGUACCCACCUGAAAGCCACAUGUAUGGUAGAGAGUGUGAAGAAUUUACACGCUGCAUCAAAAAGCUUCGGAAAGGACAUGGAUUCAGUCAGUACAUGGAAGGAGCGGUUUGAAAAUACUGGAUUUGUCAAUGUCCGCGAGGACGUAUACAAGCUCCCCCAGAGUCCUUGGCCUAGGGACCCCAAAAUGAAGGAGCUCGGGCGAUAUCACCAACUCAACAUGCUUGAAGCCAUGCCACCAUACUGCGUUGCGCUGUUCACUCGCGUACUAGGGUGGAACCGUGUGGAGGUCGAAGGCUUGUUGGCGGGGGUGCGGUUCGAAUUGAAAGAUCUUUCUUGUCAUUUGUACUCGAAAGUACACAUAGUGUAUGGUCAACGGCCGGUAUAA
This is a messenger RNA of Penicillium odoratum, 903 nucleotides long. RefSeq names its product class I SAM-dependent methyltransferase. The record is from RefSeq and is a predicted model, not a curated record. The coding region runs from base 1 to 903 and encodes 300 amino acids. The transcript is spliced from 6 exons. Lineage: Eukaryota; Fungi; Ascomycota; Eurotiomycetes; Eurotiales; Aspergillaceae. Gene Ontology annotation, molecular function: methyltransferase activity.